CGAGACGCCCAUCCACGCGCCACCGUCUGUCUGUCUGUCCGUCGCGGGUUUUUUCCUCGAAACGCCGUCGCGAUCGGGACGCGCGCGCUUGCUCGCGACCAGAGAGAGAACACGCCUCGCCGUGAAUCCCUCUUUCCCCUUCCCCCUCCCUCCUUCCUUUUCCUCCCUGCUACCAGCGGUGCCUCUUUUGCCCCUUCCCCUCCUGUCCUUUCGUGAGCCGUGCACGCGCGCGCGCUAGCCCGCGUAUCGCGCUCUUCGUCCGUCUGUCCGUCUGUCCGUCUGUCUGGUUCGCUGGCCAUCCAUCCAUCCAUCCAUCCAUCCAUCCAUCCAUCCAUCUAUCCAUCCAUCCAUCCAUCCAUCCAUCAAUCCAUCAUCUCUGUCUCUGUCGCUCUGUAUGCGCGCGCGAACGCGCGUGUAUGUGUGUCCCGUAUGUGCAUGCGUGAUGAAUACGCGCGCGCACUCUUGUGUAUACACGUCACCGUCGUGGACCACGCAGUAAAUCGUGUUAUUCGAAGAGAGAGAUAAACAGGUGCAGAGGAGACUCUCCCGUUUAUCCGCUCGCGGCCGUACCUCGUGGCGGAGGAUUCGGGUCGUCCGCGUCGCAAAUUCCUCGAGCGAGAUCAGUACCAUUCGCGAAUCGUACUGGCGAAUUUUAUUCUCGCGCGUGGAACGCGUGCGAGUGAACGAUCACGUCCCGUUGAAGAAGCCUCGGACGGUUGGUGCGCGCGGGCAGCUCUCUCGGCGCGUCGCGCCGGGCGAAAUUAGACGAAACCGCGCGUGACAGGUGGAUUCGAGGCGUGCCGAGACAUAGAGAAAGAGAGAAAGAGAGUAACACGGACUAAGGGAGGGAGUGCAAAGCGAGAGUGAGAGAGUGCCGUCGCGACAUCUCGGAGUCAUCGGGCGCGUUCGGCGCUGAUCGCGGGAUCUCCCCUACUUGGUUUCUCAACGUCCACGAAGGAAGGAAAAGAGAGAGAGAGAGAGAGAGAAAGAUAGAGAAGCGGGAAAGAUCGAGCGUGUGUUGUGUUGUUCUCGUCGCCGUUGCUCUCGCGUGGCACUCGCCGUUGUUAUUGUUAUCGUUUCUCCUAACCUACCUACGAGACGCGAGGUGGACGUCCGCGCCGAAGGAAACAGGAAAAAAAGGAAGAGAGUGUGAGAGAGAGAGAGAGAGAGAGAGAGAGAGAGAGAGAGAGGAGGCGGAGGAGCGCGAAACGACGCACGCCACCCGCCCGCCGAAGCACGCCCUCAGGCGAACGUCGCCAAGUGCACAUGCACCGACGGUGGUGCGACGGCGGUGGUGCUGUUGCUUGUGCGCAUCGUUGCUUAUUUACGUCCCGAAACGUGCUCGCGCUAAGUGCGAGAGCGUCAAGGCCGCUCCCGUCGUGACUAUCCUCGUCAUCGUGAUGCGCAGCGAACGACAAGAGGAGUAGGAUCUUUCCCGUGUCGGCGGGAAAAAAAAAAACAACAUCACCGUGGGUUUGGCGCAGUUAAAACGCUGGAGGCGUUGACACGUUGACGGCCGGAUUGUUGUUGUUUGUCCGCGAAAGUGCGCGGACCGCGUUGUGUCGCAGUAGAGUCGAUCGAAAGAUAGAGAGGACGUUUGGCGCGAGUUCGUCCUCCUCUCGAGAUGAAUCUCCGCGCGGUUUCUCCCUGAGAUCGCGCACGUGUUUCUCGCUCUUUCUCGCGGUAAAAGAGCCCGCGCUCGCGCGACGCGACUCGCAUGCAGGAGGAGAAAGGCCGUGGCAGCGAGAAGCUCGCGGGAACGAUACCAUGUGAAUGAUAAACGAAUACGAAGGAUCCCCGGCUCGUCGUGUACCCGAGAAAGAUCCCUUUGUAACCGACGACGAUCAUCAUCGUCGCGCCGACCAUGUACUCGGUCAAGGGCCCGGCGCCGCUUUCGGGCGGGCCCGUCAUCCUCUGUGGCCACCUGAAGAAGCUCAAGACGAUGAAGAAGAAGUAUUUUGUCCUGCGCGGCGAGGCCCCCGGACAUCUCGCCUGCCUCGAGUACUACGAUACUAAGAAGAAGUUUGACAACAAGCAGUCACCGAAGCGCAGUAUACUGCUGCACAGCUGCUUCAACAUCAACAAGCGCGGCGAUACCAAGCACAAGCACGUGAUCGCCCUGUACACCAAGGACGAGUGCUUCUGCCUCAUCCUCGACAGCGACAAGGAACUGGACGAGUGGCUCGAGGCGAUGCUGAGGCUACAGAGCGGGGACGUGCCCGAUGGGGAACAGCCACGGCCUACAUUCGAACACAUAUGGCAAGUUACAAUGCAGAAGAAAGGUCUAGGGGCACGGAAGAACAUUCAUGGACCUUACAGAUUAUGCCUCACCGAUCAAACUUUAAGUUUAGUGAAGAUCGGAGCACAGGAGGAUUCUGACUCUAUCGAGAUUUCUCUAAAUUACAUUAGACGAUGUGGAUUCGCGGAUGAUAUAUUCUACAUAGAAGUUGGCCGAUCUGCCGUAACCGGAGACGGUGAAUUCUGGAUGGCAGUCGAAGAUAACAAUAUCGCGUUAAACAUGAACGAUGUAAUAACGACCGCAAUGAAGACUUCCAAGACAAGGUGGAAGUUAAGGUUAUUAGAAAACAAGGACAAGGAUAACAAGGAAAAGGAUAACAAGGACAAGGAUAACAAGGAGAAAGAUAACAAGGACAAGGAUAACGAGAUGGAACCUCGUCAGAGAAGUUCCUCCGCCAAUGAAGCCAGCAAACCUAUAUCCGUUCUCCAACGACGGCAUACGGGUCAGAAAUUCGGUUAUAGCUAUUCGCCUAUGGCCGUUGCUGGUACCGGGGCUGGGACUACUGGGCACGUGACGACUAAUGCCAACAGUGGCGGUACCACUAGACGUCGUCAUUCGGUAGCGAGUCAUCCUCAUUCCAUCAAUAAUUCCCAAUCCGCUCAUGUCACAACAGCAGCAACAACAAACGCGAUCACCACCACUGUCACUACCACCACCAUCACCGCAACCACCACUACCAUCACCACCACUACCAUCAACACCACCAUCACCAUCACCGCAAUGACCACAACCGCGACAAUAUCCCAUCAGAGAACCCUGUCGCUGCCCUUAGCUGCUGUUAUUAUCAGUCAAACGCAACCAUCUAAAAGAUCCGUUUUACGGUGUAACACCGGGCGCGAACGAUGCGACAGUUUGCCAUCGAGAGCUCGCACCAACAGCGAGGGACAACCGAUGGCCACGGUUACGGGGUUGAACAAUCUCCGAGGGACUCAUGCCAUUCCUCAUGUUCCGCGACCACAUUCCAUGUGUGGACGUACAUCGUACUCCCCGCCGGUCGCUUCGAUGCCCAUCAGUCCCGGUUCCGACGUGUGCUCAUCGGACUCGGCCGGAUCGUCGCCCUCCAUGGAAGAUUGCGGUGAGAAUAUCCUGGAAGAGAGCACCGUCUCGCGAUACGGGCACUCGUUGACUCCCGACGAGCCCGUGAUCCUGGAUAAGAAGGGCGACGACUACAUCUACUGGUCGACGUCGCAUCCGCAUUUGAAAUACUCGCCAAACUUUAAAUCUCAUUCGCCCUCUCAUCCAUCCAUCUAUCCAUCCAUCCAUCCAUCCAUCCAUCAAUCCAUCAUCUCUGUCUCUGUCGCUCUCGAACGACAAGAGGAGUAG
Formica exsecta is the source of this 3622-nucleotide messenger RNA. Its product is annotated as insulin receptor substrate 1-like. The record is from RefSeq and is a predicted model, not a curated record. Bases 1865 to 3622 code for a protein of 585 amino acids. Gene Ontology annotation, cellular component: cytosol; plasma membrane. Gene Ontology annotation, molecular function: insulin receptor binding; phosphatidylinositol 3-kinase binding. Gene Ontology annotation, biological process: insulin receptor signaling pathway. Lineage: Eukaryota; Metazoa; Arthropoda; Insecta; Hymenoptera; Formicidae. The transcript is spliced from 6 exons.